This is a messenger RNA of Drosophila miranda, 3508 nucleotides long. RefSeq lists its product as uncharacterized. NCBI's taxonomy places the organism in Eukaryota, Metazoa, Arthropoda, Insecta, Diptera, Drosophilidae. The record is from RefSeq and is a predicted model, not a curated record. The transcript is spliced from 3 exons. The coding region runs from base 651 to 3329 and encodes 892 amino acids.
UCUCGCAGCUAUUAGUCGAAGAGUUGCAAGCCAACGCUGGUCUUCAAUUGCAAUUGAUGAUUGUCUUCGCCUACUCGGCUAGCUCUGAGUCGGUCCCCAGAAUCGACUAACAAAAUAUAUACCAUCGAUACAUAGUAUGUGACCUAUCGAAAAUUUCAUUGGUCGAAAUCUUAUUGCUGAGCCGAAGGAGUCCUUGCCCACUAUAUCGCCCGUAUUCAUGAAGUGCACCCCUCCACCGAAACUCAUGGACAAGCCCUUUGACAUGCAUUGUGUCCUUAUCAACGAAUCUAUUGUAGUUGAACGCCGAAACAUAUAGCGGAUCCUCGCUUAAACUUCUCGAUCUCCCAGAUAUCUUCAGUUUGUUAGACAGCAUGAAUGAAAAAUGGUGGCAAAAAGAGUGACUAGCAGUGCCCAAAACCAAGAACAGGAAAAAGGAGAAUUUGAAAAAGAUGACCAAGGCAAUCAAUACGAACCCUAGUAGUCCUCGAAAAUUACUUCAAACGAACCCAAUCAGCCAGGCAUAGCAGAAUUUAAAACUGAAAAAUCUAUCAAAACUAUUUUUGGCAUUUUAGUAAAGAAAAAUAAGUUGAAGGCACAGAACGUAAAGCGUCGAACUGUUUAUCGAAUUGAAUACGGAUUGUGAGCUCGGCAUGGAACACCUCGAACGGUAUCAUGGGAAGGCCCCACGUCUUGACGCGGAGGGCAAUCGCAACGAUCCCCCUUCGAAGACAAUCCAGCAAUCCAACAAUACUGAGAAGCGCUCAUCAGAGACAAACACAACAGCCAGUGCUGAUCCCAAACUGUGGCUUGGAUCAUUAGACGUUAGCAGAGAGAAAAGCCACACAGCUAUCGACAUUUUUGAACACCGCAGCAGCGACAACUCUAGUGGCAGCAGCGACUACUCUUUGUUUGGAUCAUCCGAUAGUGACGAGGGUAAGUGCUGCCGCGACAGCGACAAUCACGAUCAGGGAUCUUCAGGGCUCCUGUGUUCAAAAGGAGACGCCAGUUCUCCUAUUCGCAAAGGUUCCAGCUCCCCGGAGAUAAUCACAGAAAAUCCUAAACCUAAGGACACUUACCAAAGAUGCAAUACCCAGUCAAUGCCCUCUGCAGAACACACUUCUGCGACUCCCUCCUCGUCCAAUAUGACAUUAUACAGAGUACCUGGCCGCUCUUAUCAGCUGACUGCAAGCGUCAGCCAGGAGGACUCUUCUUCACUAAAGGGAGACCGGUUAACGAGUAAGAAGGACAUUAAUACUCUGACGGGAGAACUGUUGAAGAAACAACUGAUGACCCGUCACCUGAUGCCGUUGAAGUCGCGAAUACCGACGCCAGCGACGCCCGACAAGCCGGUGGGACCCAUUCUUUACAACGCCGCUGGGUGUAAGAACCCAGCGAAUAGACAGAGUUGUUCGGGCGAUGAAUUGGAACUUCAGUUGGAGCCAACAGAUGGUCAGAGCGGUCGGCCAAGAAGGAGCGUCUUGGGUGAUCUCUCGAAGCUUCCAGAUACAUGGACCGAUGGAAGAUUCACGCCACAAUCGAUGUCGUCCCAAUCGUUCGAGUCCAUUGGAGGCAUCGACGGUGCGAUGAGCUGGAACUCAGGUGUUUCCGCUAUGCGAACCGAGGCGGAUACGGACAGAUCAAGUAUGUGGGAAGGGAAACGACCAGCGAGGUUCAAGGGCCAGAAGAUACCACGGGAAGGGGACUUUCGGAGCUAUUUUGAGUUGGACGAGGUAUCGAUAGAAAUCCUGUGGACCGUGGCCUACCACCAGCCUACACUGGUGGGUUUGCAUGAUCGAAUUCUGGGCUGCAUGGAGAGAUUCUAUCACCACCGCUGCCCAGUUCGUGACGAGUUGAUCUUCCAGUGGUACCUAUUAGAAGGCUUUUACCCUAUAUUUUGGCUUCUGGAGGCACCUCUAGAAGAGGUGAUACAGUCGUCCGAUGAGCAGCUGGACAUGAUGAUCCAGGAGUUUACGUAUAGUGACCGCAUUUCGCAGAGUAUCCCAGUGACUGAGGACAUGGCCAAAUAUAUGGUCUGCGCAUACUUCCGCGUCCUCUACAACUACGCCAUAAACAGGAAAAUGGACAUUCUCAGUCGCACUCUACUCCGUUGCCGCUUCGCCGUGAACGUGGUGGAGGUGUUCAUGUUGGAGCAGCGUAAGCGUCCGCUCGGAGACACGAUCAACAGCUUUGAAUUGUAUAAAUGGUCUUGGAUACACGAGGGCCGCCUGAAAACGAUCUUGGAGGAGCCCUUGCAAACCGGUAACGAGCGGGCCACUCAGGCCGAGACUCAGGGGCUGUGCAUCCGCACACCAAACAGCGACUCUUUCAGCGAGUUUUAUGUUAACCAGCAGCUUCCGCGACCCGAUUUCCAUGCCAUCAACAACGUCAGUGUCGGUCUGCGCCGAUAUAUUAGCAAGAGCUUUUCAGAGACUUUAAUUCCCUGUAGCUUUCCUUGCCCCAUUCAAGGCUGUGGACAAGAUCUGAGCCCGAGUAUCGUGAUGUCACAUUUCCUCACCAAUCACUGCCGCCGCAUGGAAGAGAUCUGGAUGGGCGACCGCAUGAUCUGCCUGUUCUCCCCGGUCUGCUAUCCCCCCCGACUGAACUACUGCAUUUGCAUGUUGGCCAUACUGGACGGAAAGCACAAAACUAAAUCGCACCGCCCGCGGUACAUCCGAAAUUUGGGUUUGCCAACGCGUGAACUUUACUUUGCGGAGCACCUAUUAGUCACUGUGAUGUUCGCCAAGAUCGACAAGAGUGCACUGGUAUGUGAAACCAUUGAAAGCGAUGAAUUCCAUGAAAACGAGUUGGACACUGCGUUUUCUUUGUCGGAUUCUGUGGAUUUCCAUAAUACCGAAUAUUUCCCGGAAGUUAUAGCAAAAAAGGAAGUGAAGGUGGAACCGAAGCCCGAUCUGGAUGAUAAAGAGAAGACUGAUGUAACAUCCGAUUCAAUUUACCCACGGGCUGGUCCAGUGCACUUUCCGGAAACGGAGCCACAACCUGUUGACGAAAAUCAGCUCUACGUAUUUUGGCUGAUGAGCCAUGACAAGCUCCCACGGGAUGUGAAAGUUCGCUUAUAUGUCUACGCGCAUGAGCGCGGCGUGUGUGGCGAGAACCGCAAUUUGCUCAAGCCCAUUCGUAUGUCAAAGUUUAUCGAUGUACCCAAUAUGUUGGAUAAUCAUAAAGACAGCUACUUGAUCAUGGAUCAUCCCACCAUGGCCGCGAUUUCCAGCAACUUUAAAGAUAUUGUUUAUGUGGACGCUCGCCCCGUGUAUGGGGAGCGAUAUAGUGCUAAUGAAUCCAGCGAUGAGAUGUGGGUUGUGCAGCCAUAGAAGUAUAAUAAGUAGGUUCUAAAACACCCUCAAUAAAAGUGAUGCCUAGCCGAAGCGUCUAACUUCUCCAUACAGGCCCCCCUUAAUGCACCCCAGAAAGCACUUAUUUCCUUUUUGCGUGUCCCUUUGUGGUCACUUACUAAAUAUAUUUUUGUCAUUCAGAUUAAUAAAAGAUCAAA